CGCAAAUAGGAGCCUUAUUUGCUCCACUUUCAAAGGGGUUGACAGUUCAAUUAACUGAAACAAAGAGUGACAUAAUGUGGUUAAUUUGGAGCCUUUACUAAACUAAGACUUUUGGUUUACACUAUUAGUAAAAUCCACAAACACAUCUGAAUUAUCAUCCAUCACAGUUUCUGAUUAAUAGCAUUUGAUUGGGCGAUGUCACUAGACAGCAAAGUUAAUGAAAAGACAAGGACUGACCCUCCUACACCAACUACAGGUACGUAUUUAAUUCUUGCGACUCUUAUCAUUCAGUGUCUGUCUACCUUCAGGAAACACACCGUCGGGAUGAUCACUGUAUGGAUCAUGUAUGUGUUAUUCACUUGGUCGUACAUAAUUGAUCAAUGGAGAUACAUUAAUGAUUAUAGGAAUUCAAACAUAGUGGCUAAUGUCAGAUUGGUAGUCAAUCAGAAUUUGGUUGUUUGGGUAGCAGGAACAGUAGCAGCCAUAUCCUUCACAGUGAUUGGGAAGACUACAGAACCUAAUGGCUUAAAAGAAGAGAAUUUAUGGUUUAUCAUCUUUCCAAGUGUAUUAUGUUGCUACUUUACCCACAAUUUUAAGCUUACCUGUUGGCUUCUAAUAGCAUUGACGCUAAUCAGACUAAUUAUUACUUUUUAUAUUAGAAACAACUAAAUAAAUUAUAAGAAAAAAAAAUAAAUAAUUAUACGUAUUUUGAACUUUUUAUCAAUUCGUCAAAGGAAGA
Messenger RNA from Scheffersomyces amazonensis, 739 nucleotides. RefSeq lists its product as uncharacterized. Bases 196 to 669 code for a protein of 157 amino acids. Lineage: Eukaryota; Fungi; Ascomycota; Pichiomycetes; Serinales; Debaryomycetaceae. The record is from RefSeq and is a predicted model, not a curated record. The transcript has a single exon.